Perca flavescens (yellow perch) is the source of this 2440-nucleotide messenger RNA. Its product is annotated as tripartite motif-containing protein 16-like. Lineage: Eukaryota; Metazoa; Chordata; Actinopteri; Perciformes; Percidae. The record is from RefSeq and is a predicted model, not a curated record. The transcript is spliced from 2 exons. The coding region runs from base 96 to 1790 and encodes 564 amino acids. Gene Ontology annotation, molecular function: zinc ion binding; protein binding.
UCACUGCAGGAACACACACUCUUUAGAUAACAGCUCAAACUACUUUCAAUUCCCAGGAAGUGAAGCUCAGACAGCCGUUGUCACUGAGAGGAGAAAUGGCGCAGCAAGGAGUUCAGCUGGACCGGGAAACUUUCUCUUGUUCCAUCUGUCUGGAUCUACUGAAGGAUCCGGUGACUACUUCCUGUGGACACAGCUACUGUAUGAACUGUAUUCAAGGCCACUGGGAUAAAGAGUAUGAGAAGAAAAUCUACAGCUGUCCUCAGUGCAGAGAGACUUUCACACCGAGGCCUGUCCUGCUGAAAAACACCAUGUUAGCAGAUUUAGUGGAGGAACUAAAGAAGGCUGGACUCCUCAGUCAGAGGCAUGAAGCCUCUCCUGCUGAUCACUGUUAUCCUGAACCUGAAGAUGUGGCCUGUGAUGUCUGCACUGGGAGAAAACUGAAAGCCCUCAAGUCCUGUCUGGUGUGUCUGGUCUCUUACUGUGAUCAACACCUUCAGCCUCAUUAUAACUCCUCUGCUUUUGAGAAACACAAGCUGGUGGAGCCCUCCAAGAAUCUCCAGGAGAACAUCUGCUCUCGUCAUGAUGAGGUGAUGAAGAUAUUCUGUCGUACUGAUCAGCAGUGUAUCUGUUCUCUUUGCUUAAUGGACCAACAUAAAGGCCACAACACAGUCUCAGCUGCAGCAGAAAGGACUGAGAGGCAGAAAGAGCUCGAGGGGAAUCAACAAAACAUCCAGCAGAGAAUCCAGGACAGAGAGAAAGAUGUGAAGCUGCUUCAACAGGAGGUGGAGGCUAUCAAUCGCUCUGCUGAUAAAGCAGUGGAGGACAGUAAGAAGAUCUUCACUGAGCUGAUCCAUCUCAUGGAGAAAAGAAGCUCUGAUGUGGAGCAGCAGGUCAGAUUCCUGCAGAAAACUGAAGUGAGUCGAGUCAUCGAGGUUCAGGAGAAGCUGGAGCAGGAGAUCACUGAGCUGAAGAGGAAAGACGCUGAGAUGAAGAAGAUCUCACACACAGAGGAUCACAACCAGUUUCUACACAGCUACUCCUCACUGUCACCACUCAGUGAAUCUACAGACUCACCCAGCAUCAAUAUCCGUCCUCUGCGCUACUUUGAGGAUGUGACAGCAGCCGUGUCAGAGGUCAGAGAUAAACUACAGGACUUUCUAAAUGAGAAAUUGACAAACAUCUCACUGACUGUGACUGAAGCGGAUGUUUUACUGUCAAAUCCACGAGAGCCCAAGACCAGAGCUGAAUUCCUAAAAUAUUCACGUGAAAUCACACUGGAUCCAAACACAGCUCACACACAGCUGUUAUUAUCUGAGGGCAACAGAAAAGGAACAUUAAUUUCACAGCCACAGUCUUAUCCUAGUCACCCAGACAGAUUCACUAAAGAGUUUCAGGUCCUGAGUAGAGAGAGUCUGGCUGGACGUUGUUACUGGGAGGUGGAGUGGAGAGGCGAAGUAAUUUAUGUAGCAGUCUCGUACAAGAAUGUCACCAGAGCAGGCAGCUCGAAUGCAUGUAGAUUUGGACUCAAUGACAAAUCUUGGGCAUUAAGAUGUGACAAUAACAGUUUUAAACUUCUGUACAAGAAUGUCCGAACUCCUGUCCCAGGUCCUUGGUCCUCCAGAGUAGGAGUGUACCUGGAUCACAGUGCAGGUACUCUGUCCUUCUACAGCGUCUCUGACACCAUGACUCUCCUCCACAGAGUCCAGACCACAUUCACUCAGCCUCUCUACGCUGGACUUAGUUUUUAUGCCACUACUAAAGACGCUGCUGAGUUCUGUAAACUCAAAUAGACAGAAGUCAUUUAAGGGUUAAAUUCUGUGUUUUGACUCUUUUACCUAUUUUUGUCCCCAUGUUUGUUGCUGAGAGCUGAUUGUGGUGGCAUUUCUUCACUGCAGAGAGAUCAGCUGUCAGUCAAACAUUAUGGGAUGUAAUUUGACAUCUUCAUAUUAGUUGUUGUGUAAAUGUUUGAGUUUCUUUAGGUGACUCUCCUUCCUGUGUCUGUUUAGACAUGGAGGCUAUCACUGAUGCUCAUGAUGAUGUUAGUUGAUCUGAAGUGGAAAUGUAAGCUUCUCUGUUAUCUAAAUGUUUGAUGAAUAUUUGUAUGGAUUUUAUUUGUAGGGUGUUGUUUCUCUUCCACUACAUGACUCUGAAGAGAGAAAGCACCAGACCUCCUUUAUCCUAGAUAUUUUAUUCUCUUUGUGUACAUGUUAAAUAAAUCUGUAAUCACAUUUGCAUUAUUUUGUUUGGCAGACCAAAUGUUAUUGUUGUUAUAUGGUGUUAUAGAACUGUAUUUAUUCUGAUCAUAAUCAAUGAGUGAGAUGAGAUUCAAACAAGGUGAUUGUGUGGAUGAAGUGAAUCUGUUAACAUUGAACAGACGUUACUGAUGGGAUGUGUGAACAAACUGAAGGUUUACAUGAUGAAUAAACUAACAUGGACAAAG